AUGACUCUGGAAAUCUUUGAUGUAUUCGACGCAGCUUGGCGAGUCUCCUGGCAAGCAGCAGCAAUCGUCUCACUGGUCGCAGGAGUCACCUCUCACCAUCUGAUCUUCCGGCGUUUUGAGGUUGAUGGUUAUGCGUGGCAACUCUUGUUUAUCUUUCUGGGUUCGAGUGCCGUUCUGAUCAUUGCGCAUAUACGAAUCGGUGGUUACAGUUUAAUAUUAGCCAUAUGCCGCGCUUUGCUGGUUUCGAAUGCGUAUAACGCCGGAGUGGUAGUCAGCAGCCUUACCUAUAGAGCAUUCUUCCAUCCUUUGAAUCGCUUCCCAGGCCCUUUCAUGGCUAAGCUUUCGCGGUUUUAUGCUAUGCGCAACGCCGCCAAAAGCCUCAAAGCAUUUGAAGAUAUCCAAAGGUUACAUGAAACGUAUGGAGAUAUUGUUCGCGUUGGAGCUCGUGAGCUAUCCAUCAAUCGCGCAUCUGCCAUAGGUGUAAUCUAUGAAACCCCUACACGAACAACGAGGUCGCCUUGGUAUGCGCAGGUCUCAAAUGAUGUAACAAAGAUAUCGCUGAAUUCGACUCGGGUUCUUAAAGUUCACAAGCUUCGCAAGAAGAUUUGGGAAAGAGGACUUGGAUUUCGAGCAUUGGCUGUCUACGCGCCGCGGAUCAAGACGAAAGUAGAUCUUCUCUUGGCGAAGAUUGCGGAACAUAGCGGCCGCCCAAUCGACGUGACAGAAUAUUCCAUGUUCUUUGCCUUUGAUGUGAUGGGCGAGAUUGGAUUUUCCAAGGACUUCCAUAUGCUAGAAUCGGAGACCGAGCAUCCGGCUAUCAAAGGUGUUCAUGAGAGCAUGUUGGCCAUCGGUGUUUUGGGUACGGUACCAUGGCUGUUAUCCAUGAUCUCCAAAGUGCCUGGUGCAGCAGCAGGCUUUUCUCGAUUCACCACCUGGUGCCACCAGCAACUCCAGGAAAAGCCGACGUUGAAGGAUCAGGGCCCCCGAGACAUAAUCUCCUGGUUAAUCAAGGCAGUAACCGAGGGAGACCCUUCGGCGCCGCCUGGUGAAAUGGCAAUUCAGGAAGAUGCUCGACUUUUGAUAAUUGCGGGAAGUGACACAACCAGCGCAGCCCUCGCAAAUGCGCUCUAUUACCUUGCCAGCAAUCCAAGGACGUAUCGACGUCUCCAAGCUUCGCUUCGUGACCAGUUUCCAGGAGGCGUAAUUGAUUGGUCGUAUGAGAAAAAUAUCCCGUACCUGGACUACGUUAUCAACGAGACCUUGCGGCUAAAGCCUUCCGUCCCAGGCGGCCUCCCGCGCGUUACACCGCCAGAAGGCCUAAUGAUUGAUGACGAAUUCAUCCCCGGAGGCACAGUAAUGGCUGUUCCGACAUUCACUGUCCAGCGAGACCCGAGAUUCUGGGCAGACGCAAACGCUUUCAAACCCGAGAGAUGGGAGGGCCUGUCAACGGAGAAGUCUCCUUGGAUUCCGUUUACGCGAGGUCAAUGGGCCUGCCCCGGUCGAAAUCUUGCGAUGAUGGAGAUGCGCAUGGUCCUCAGCCGCAUUGCGCUUCGGUAUAACGUUUCAUUUGCCGAUGAAGAUGCCGCGAAAAGGUUCGACGCGGAUGUCAUGGACACGUUCACCUUGACGCUACCGCCAUUGCACCUUGUUUUCACGCCUAUAUAG
Messenger RNA from Trichoderma citrinoviride, 1665 nucleotides. Its product is annotated as cytochrome P450. The transcript has 7 exons. Lineage: Eukaryota; Fungi; Ascomycota; Sordariomycetes; Hypocreales; Hypocreaceae. The coding region runs from base 1 to 1665 and encodes 554 amino acids. Gene Ontology annotation, molecular function: heme binding; monooxygenase activity; iron ion binding. The record is from RefSeq and is a predicted model, not a curated record.